AAGCCGAGCGUCUCUCCCUCAGGCACGGGCACCGGCACGGGCCAGCAGACGAUUCCCCACGGAGGUAUGGAGAGGCCGGCGCCCCUGGCCGUGCUGCCCUUCUCGGACCCGGCGCACGCCCUGAGCCUGCUCCGGGGGCUGAGCCAGCUGCGUGCCGAGCGCAAGUUCCUGGACGUGACCCUGGAGGCGGCGGGCGGGCGCGACUUCCCGGCGCAUCGGGCGGUGCUGGCGGCGGCCAGCCCCUACUUCCGCGCCAUGUUCGCGGGCCAGCUGCGGGAGAGCCGCGCCGAGCGGGUGCGGCUGCACGGCGUGCCUCCCGACAUGCUGCAGCUGCUGCUGGACUUCAGCUACACGGGCCGGGUGGCGGUGAGCGGCGACAACGCCGAGCCGCUGCUGCGCGCCGCCGACCUGCUGCAGUUCCCGGCCGUGAAGGAGGCGUGCGGGGCCUUCCUGCAGCAGCAGCUCGACCUCACCAACUGCCUGGACAUGCAGGACUUCGCCGAGGCCUUCAGCUGCGCGGGGCUGGCGGGCGCGGCGCAGCGCUUCAUCCUGCGCCACGUGGGCGAGCUGGGCGCCGAGCAGCUGGAGCGCCUGCCCCUGGCGCGCCUGCUGCGCUACCUGCGCGACGACGGGCUCUGCGUGCCCAAGGAGGAGGCCGCCUACCAGCUGGCGCUGCGCUGGGUGCGGGCCGACCUGCCGCGCCGCGCCGCGCACUGGCCGCAGCUGCUGGAGGCCGUGCGCCUGCCCUUCGUGCGCCGCUUCUACCUGCUGGCGCACGUGGAGGCCGAGCCGCUGGUGGCGCGCUGCCCGCCCUGCCUGCGCCUGCUGCGCGAGGCCCGCGACUUCCAGGCGGCGCGCUACGACCGCCACGACCGCGGGCCGUGCCCCCGCAUGCGCCCGCGCCCCUCCACCGGCCUCGCCGAGAUCCUCGUGCUGGUGGGCGGCUGCGACCAGGACUGCGACGAGCUGGUCACGGUGGACUGCUACAAUCCGCAGACGGGCCAGUGGCGCUACCUGGCCGAGUUUCCCGACCACCUGGGCGGGGGCUACAGCAUCGUGGCGCUGGGCAACGACAUCUAUGUCACGGGAGGCUCUGACGGCUCCCGGCUCUAUGACUGCGUCUGGAGGUACAACUCGAGUGUGAACGAGUGGACAGAGGUGUCACCCAUGCUGAAGGCUCGAGAGUACCACAGCUCCACAGUCCUGGAUGGGCUGCUCUAUGUUAUUGCCUCGGACAGCACUGAGCGCUAUGACCACACCACAGACACCUGGGAGGCCCUGCAGCCCAUGCCCUACCCUAUGGACAACUGCUCCACCACUGCCUGCCGCGGCAAGCUCUAUGCCAUCGGCUCGCUGGCGGGCAAGGAGACCAUGGUGAUUCAGUGCUACGACCCAGACACCGACCUGUGGUCCCUGGUCAACUGUGGCCAGCUGCCUCCCUGGUCUUUUGCACCCAAGACGGUGACCCUGAACGGACUCAUGUACUUUGUGAGAGAUGAUUCUGCCGAAGUCGAUGUGUAUAACCCCGUGAAGAAUGAAUGGGAUAAGAUCCCUUCGAUGAACCAGGUCCAUGUGGGAGGCAGCCUGGCUGUCUUGGGCGGGAAACUUUACGUGUCUGGUGGCUACGACAAUACAUUUGAACUCUCGGACGUGGUGGAGGCUUUUGAUCCAGAGGCUCGGGCAUGGAGUGUGGUGGGCCGCCUCCCAGAGCCCACCUUCUGGCAUGGCAGCGUCAGCAUCUUCCGCCAGUUUAUGCCUCAGACCACGUCAAACGGGCAUGGCUUCGACCUCGACAAUGCCAAUGACUCGAACUUGAACCGGCCCCGGCAGCGCCUGCAGAAUCAGAACCAGAAUCUGAAUGAGCUCCGUUAGCCUUGGCUUCCCCUGCACCUCCCUUGAGGAUGCAGCUCAGCACAGCACAUGGAUCCAUUGACAUUUGGGGGGGAGGGGAGGGAGCACCCCAGUGACUGGUUGGCGUGGGUUGUCCGCAUGCGUGACAAGGCGUUGGGUCUUCGGGAACCUGAGAGCUCUUCGGCUGCGGAGCCCUUGGAACUACUGGUCAGGGUGCCAGCUUCGCUUUCAACACAGAGGGAGAGGCUUCCAAAGCAUCCCUCCUUUUCACUUGUGGGAGAGCCCCCAUGGGCAUCCACCCCUGGCUCCCCGACACCUGCAUUACCCGCUGUUCACUUCCGCCUCCUGAUGAGCCACCGUUCCCAUCUUCAUUCUAGGGUGGCUCGUGGUUGGUAGGACUGAGCCCUAGGUGCCAGGUUGUGAAAAUAUGUGGGCAUGGUAUGUACAGAGAGGCUGGCUAGAAUGCCCUGGGGUCCUGCUCUGAAAAGAACUCCCAGGUGCACUUCUGUAGACCCCCUCUGCUCCCUACCCCCAAUCCCCUUUCAGUGGUAUAUAAGCACCCACCCUACAGUUCACUGUUACAGUUAACUCGCCCAAAUGUGUUUGCUGGGUGCUUGGAACUAGCAGGCUUCAAAGAGGGGGUGAUUUCUCCACAGACUGACCCAGAUAGCCAAACGUCCUGUGGUGUGUGGUCUCUUCAUUCCUUCCCUGCCUAACCUUUGGGACCAGCGGGACAGCAAAGCCAGGUGGGUUUUCAGGAGCUGGUGCUGGUGUAGACCCAUUGCCCUCCUUGUCUCCUCCCCACUCCUGGGAUGGCCUGGUUACUCUUUGCUGUAUUGCUGCCUGGCUGAUUCAGCUCCCUGGGAGUCCAGCCAAAGCCGUGGGGCUGACUCUCCCACACAGCCCACUGUGGACACCGUUAGUGAAGCGGACAGUGAGCCCUUGAGAUUAAAAGCAUCUUUCAAAGAUGUGGCACACCUGCCUGUCCGGUCUUCCGUGUGCUCACCUUGAGAGGGUAGAAUGGAGGGAGAUGUCUUGGGUGAGCACCCUGGGCAGGGAUGUUGACUGCCGGAGGCCCGUGCUGGCCCCUGGAUGUGCUUGCUCUUUCACCUGUUAGGAGCCCAUUUCAGGCCCAGAUCCUGCCUUUGACUGGCCCAAGCUGCCCUCUGGCAGACACCAUCUCCCCUAAACGCUUGGUGGCUGUGUGACCCUGGGCAAGUUACUGUAGGCUCUGUGUCAUGGGCAGUCUGCGUGAGUAGAGGAGGGUGUCCUCACCGGGAGCUUUAAUGAAAUCCAGUCUGGAUUUGUUUUUUUAAUCACAUUUUUAAAUCCUAACGUUUCAAGUAACAUUUUUGCCUUUGUCAGGACACCAUCUCUCCCCAAACUACCCCCUGCAGGGAAUAUGUCAAAUGGACAAUCAGACCUUGAGAUUAAAAGUAUUUUUUAAAAGUUAAGCUAUAUCACACCCUUACAUCCUGCUGAGCCCCCUUGAAGGGGCUCAGUUAAACACUCACACUUGUUUGGAAGAGAUCGAGAGCAAUGUGCUUUGUGUGGCAUCUUGCAGUAGAUGACUGGCUGGCACCCUUCUGAGCACAGUUCACAGGAUAGAGAGGGCCUGAUUUAAAACUUCCCAGUGGAGAAUGGGGCAUCUAGAGGGAAGAGCUGCCAUCUGCAGAGAAUUCAGAGAAAGGAUGGAGGCUUGUGGGUUGGGGGGAGGUGGGGAGCCGGGACAGGCUUCUGGGCUUAGAACCCAGCCCAUUUGGCCCUGGGUUCCAAUCCUGCCCGAGCUGGGAAAGUUACUUAAACCCUCUAUGCCUCCACUUUACUUACCUAUAAAAUGAGGGGUCUCUAAAGCCCUUUCCGGCUCUAAACCUAUGAGCUUAAGGUGAGAGCAAGAAAGUGCUUCUCCUUCAGAACCAGUGACGUCUUGGAGAAGAGGCUCCUUCUCCACCUCUGUUGGGCUCUGAGGCCAAAAUCAGGACACAUUUGUUGGUAUUUCCCGAUCUGAGAACCAUCUCUUUGGGGGCCGUGCCAAGUCAGCUCAGUUGUAAGAAGUGUCACAGGUACAAACAAUCCUGGGCAAGAAAAUGCAGGAUAAAGUGAAAGACAAGGGGCAGAUGAAUUUGGAACAGAGGGCUGUGUUCUCCAUCCGGCUUUGUGUUCCCAAAUCCGCUGCCCCCUCGGCCUCAGUUCCCCACGUUGGGAGGAUCAGAUGAGAUAGUCUAUGCAUGUGCUUGGCAAAUCUUCCAAUACUCCAGUAGUUGACUGUUACUAUUAUCACUUAGGGGGGCUCUUGGUGGGCAUUCACCAGGUCCAUUUGCAGAGGAGAUUUAUGUGAAGGAGGAAUGCCUCUACUGCUCACAGCCCCGCCCCAGCUAGGUGGGCAGCUGGCCCCGCAGGGUUCCCCCGUCUGCCAUCGGGUGAGGUCAUGCUGCUGGGGGUUUCACACCUGACCACCAGUCACCCAGUCAUCCCUGGGGCCCCACCUCUCUUCUUUGCCACUGCCUCCUUCCCCUUAUCCCAAGUCCCUGCUGUAAAAUCACAAACUUGAACCCUUAACCCUCUACCACCCCUUUCCCUUCCUGGAUUAGCACUGAUAUUAAGUUGGUGGUCUGUGCCUGUUUGUAUGCGUGUGUGUGUGUGUGUGUGUGUGUGUGUGUGUGUGUGUGUGUGUGUGUCUCAGUACUAAACUGAACUUGCCUUAUAGGAUGGUAAAGAGAAUUCUGUGACAAAUAUUGAAUGUUGAACUCUUAGAGAAAGUACUCUAUAUUUAUAUGGAUCCUCUAGAUUUGCUUACCCCAAGGCUCACUCCUGUGGAAGAUGCCAGAACCAAAGUAUGAAAUAGGGUUGUGUAUUUAUUUUUACUGAAUCAGACUUCCGUGUCCCGCAUCGUGGUUAAGGCAGCCAUCCCAUACUUUUUUGAAAUAAAGACAUUUCCUAUAUA
Trichosurus vulpecula (common brushtail) is the source of this 4795-nucleotide messenger RNA. RefSeq names its product kelch like family member 21 (gene KLHL21). NCBI's taxonomy places the organism in Eukaryota, Metazoa, Chordata, Mammalia, Diprotodontia, Phalangeridae. Gene Ontology annotation, molecular function: protein binding. The transcript is spliced from 4 exons. Gene Ontology annotation, biological process: protein ubiquitination. The record is from RefSeq and is a predicted model, not a curated record. The coding region runs from base 67 to 1872 and encodes 601 amino acids.